This is a messenger RNA of Selaginella moellendorffii, 926 nucleotides long. Its product is annotated as L-aminoadipate-semialdehyde dehydrogenase-phosphopantetheinyl transferase. Gene Ontology annotation, cellular component: cytosol. The transcript has 5 exons. Bases 36 to 836 code for a protein of 266 amino acids. Gene Ontology annotation, molecular function: magnesium ion binding; holo-[acyl-carrier-protein] synthase activity. Lineage: Eukaryota; Viridiplantae; Streptophyta; Lycopodiopsida; Selaginellales; Selaginellaceae. The record is from RefSeq and is a predicted model, not a curated record.
GAUAAAAUGCGAUUCCCUAGAAUCUUUUAUUUCCCAUGGAAGAAGAGGGGGGAUCGCGGCGCUGGGCAGUGAAUGCCGCGGAAUGGAAACCCUCGUCCGCGGAGUUCGAUCUCUUUCUCUCGGCGCUACCGCUCUGCGACUGGGAGGCCGUGCUCAGGUUUGUGAGGAUCGAGGAUCGGAAGAUGGGGAUCUUGAGCCGGCUGCUACAGCGGAAGCUCGUGAAUUCGGUUCUUGGGAUUCCUUACAAGGAGAUCAUCAUCCAUCGCACUCCUCAAGGCAAGCCUUUUCUAGCCAACGAUAGACGACGCCUGAGCCUUCCAGAGUUUAAUUUUAACGUUUCUCACCAUGGAGACUAUGUCGCAAUCGCGUCGGAGCCACACCAUUUCGUUGGCGUGGACGUCAUGUCGCAUGACCCCCGAAUCAAAGAACAGCCACUCGCGUACGUGGAGAACUUUCGGUCCUGCUUCACAGCGCUUGAAUGGGGAAACAUUAUGAGCUCGAAACCGGACCACAAAAAGAUCUUGCACCAAUUUUACAGGCAUUGGUGCUUGAAGGAAGCGUACGUAAAAGCUAUUGGAAUCGGGCUUGGUUUCAACCUCCAGCGGCUCGAGUUCUUCUUUCUCGACGGGGAAAUCUGGGGACAAGUAGCUAGCGUACGAAUCGAUGGCAAACAUCGAGAAGAUUGGUCAUUCUCUUUGCAUCAACUAGACAACGAGCACUGCGUUUGCGUCGCAAAAGGCUCUUCGCAAGAAGGAAGCAUGGAAAAAUACCCGGUUGACAAGCAGCCAUUUAAAAUUCUCACAGUGGAUGAGCUCCUUCCAAACAAUCAAAAAUAACGCUUGGAACUCUUGAAAACUCUGUGUCUUAUCACUCCAAACUUCCGUGGAAGUAUCGUAACCGUCAGGCUUCUGUGGAUUCCAAUCGUA